AUGGCUGCCCGGUCACCGUUCUCCGAUGAGAUUGAACGGGCCUCAAUACCGAGCAGAUUCACGCGACCGCCAUUCAAUUCCUACGAGGGGAAGACGGACCCCGUGGAGCAUUUAGUAAAGGCAGGGUACCUGAAAGAGUUUGUGGUAGACUCCACUGACCGAGAAACCGGCCAGGACGUCCAACAGAAAAGGAACCCCCUCCCGCCUCCACUGGGGGUAAUCGAAGUCAUCCAUACUGCACCAAGAGGAACGACAGCAGCAAAAAGGGUAUUAACAGUUGCUUACACGGGAGGAGAUUCAGCCGGGAAGAAGAAGAAGGUUGAACGGCUGACCAUCUCAUUCGGAGAAGACGAUUUGGAAGGAACGGUCCAACCUCAUGACGAUGCUUUGGUGGUGACGGCCAGGAUAGGCGGGUUCCUGGUGAAGAGGGUAAUGAUCGACCAAGGGAGCGGGGCUGACGUCAUGUACCCGGACCUUUUCGAAGGGCUCGGAUUGAAGACCCAGGAUUUGGCGAAGUAUGACACGCCGCUGGUCUCAUUUGACGGGAGAGUCGUAAUUCCCGAGGGACAAAUCUCUCUCCCGGUGGACAUGGAGGGCAAGGGAGUUAUAGCUACCUUCAUAGUAGUUCGAUCAUUCUCACCGUAUACCGCAAUCCUGGGGAGGCCGUGGAUUCACGCCAUGAAGGCUGUUCCGUCUACCCUCCACGUGAAAGUUAAAUUUCCCACUGAGUUUGGAGUUGCCGAGGUGAGGGGGAACCAACAAGUGGCGAGGCAGUGUCUUGUCGCCGUGGUCAGAUGGAAAAAUGAGCAGCUCGGACAAGCUGAGAAAGAAACUUCAUAG
This is a messenger RNA of Quercus lobata, 840 nucleotides long. RefSeq lists its product as uncharacterized. The record is from RefSeq and is a predicted model, not a curated record. The transcript is spliced from 2 exons. The coding region runs from base 1 to 840 and encodes 279 amino acids. NCBI's taxonomy places the organism in Eukaryota, Viridiplantae, Streptophyta, Magnoliopsida, Fagales, Fagaceae.